AUGCACUAGCUGCUGAGUCGUCCUCGUGUCGUCUGUCAUUAAUUACCUCCGCGCAUUGUUUGGGCGAUUCUUCCCAAACCUCGCCGGCUCACUCAACUCGGCCACCCCCUAAACCCGUACCGUAGCACUAUUUCGACUUCGACUACGGCGGCGGCGGCGGUGGCGUAGAAAGAACCAAAGAAAGCUGCGCAGGAUGCCUCCUUGCGCUCUCACCGUCGACUCCCUAAAUCCAAAGGUGCUGGCGCUCGCGGAUCACCUCGGCGGCGACGCCAUUGCCCGCCGCGCGCAGUGCAUCCAAAAUGAGAUAGAAACAAAACCGGGGUCACACCCUUUCGACGAGAUAAUCUAUUGCAGCCUCAGCAAUCCACAAUCCAUGGGACAGCAGCCAAACAAGUUCUUCCGAGAGGUUCUUGCCUUGUGCGACUAUCCCCAUCUUCUAGAACAGAGUGAAACCAAUUCCUUGUUCAGCUCCGAUGCAAUAGCAAGGGCACGGGAGAUUCUAGACCUCUUUCCUGGGAGAGCAACAGGAGGAUAUAGUCACUGUCAGGGUAUUGAAGGUUUGCGCAAUAUAAUCGCUGCUGGAAUUGCCUCUCGAGAUAAUUUCCCAUGUGAUGCAGAGGACAUUUUCCUGACAGAUGGAGCAGCUCCACCGGUUCACAUGAUGAUGCACCUACUGAUACGGGAUCAAAAAGAUGGUAUCCUCUGCCCAAUUCCAUCACAUUCCUUGUACACAAGUUAUAUGGUUCUCCAGGGCGCUACUCUUGUGCCAUAUUACCUUGACGAAUCCAGAGGCUGGGGAGUGAGCAUAUCAGAUCUGAAGAAGCAGCUGGAUGGUGCCCGAUCAAUGGGUGUCGUUGUGAGGGGACUUGUGGUUAUAAAUCCAGGCAACCCUACUGGACAUGUACUUAUGGAGGAAAAUCAGUGUGAAAUUGUGGAUUUCUGUAGGAAUGAAGACCUUGUUCUUCUAGCAGAUGAGGUUUAUCAAGAAAAUGUUUACACAGAUGAAAAGAAAUUUCACUCUUUCAAGAAAAUAGCACGGUCCAUGGGGUACGGCGAAGGAGACAUAUCUUUAGUGUCCUUCCAUUCGAUUUCUAAUGGAUAUUAUGGAGAAUGUGGGAGAAGGGGAGGCUACAUGGAAGUCACAGGCUUUAAUUGUGAAGUAAAGAAACAAGUGUACAAAGUUGCAUCCCUAAGCUCAUGCUCCAACAUCACUGGCCAGAUCCUCAUGAGCCUAGUCAUGAACCCACCACAGGUUGGAGAUGAGUCAUACACCUCUUAUCAGGCAGAAAGAGAUAGCAUCCUGUCAUCUUUUGCUCGCUGUGCAGAGGCCAUGGUGUGCACAUUUAACCGUCUGGAAGGGGUUACUUGUAGCAAGGCUGAAGGAGCAAUGUUUGUAUUCCCUUCAGUUCGUCUGCCAAAGAAGGCAAUUGCAGCUGCUGAGGAAUGUAACACACAGCCAGAUGCAUUCUAUGCUGUCCGCCUUCUUGAAACCACAGGGAUCGUUGUUGUGCCUGGUUCUGUUUUUGGACAAAUACAUGGCACAUGGCAUUUCAGAUGCACAGUCCUGCCACAGGAAGAGAAGUUACCACUAAUCAUCUCCCGUUUUAUGGCAUUUCAUGAAGUGUUCAUGGAAGAAUUUCGCGACUAACAGUCUCCAACUUCUCUUUUUUCUAUUUGUAUUGUAGCAUAACUUAUUACUGUACUUUGGAGAAAUCCUGGACUUCUGUAAGUGCAUGAUUCCUGUAUGAAACUGACUGAGUUUUUCAUUUUUGUUGUGUCUGUUAUAGCCAUUUUAGUCCAACAUAAUUAUUUCCGGCAGCCCACCAUUCUUAUAGAAUGAUAAAAUCCUAUUGUUACAGAUUUUCACCUGGAACACAUCGACUUUUGUUUCAGUCUACUAUAAUCCCGAGGUCGAGAGAAUUGAUGGAAGCAAGUUGGAAGUCAUUGUCUCAGACCUAAACAAAAACAAACCAAAAUAUUUUUACCCAAUAAUAAUGCUACGAGAGUUAGAGACGGAAUUGGCCAGUUGCCACUGAUUAUCUGUCAAUGUCACAGCUGACAACUGCACUUAAUCUAUGCUAUGCAGCCCAACCACAAUCGUUGCCACGCCUUUCAUUGACCUAAAAUCCAUGUUUAUUUAGUACAAUAUCCUCCACCACCCUCACCACUAGUGGCCAUUUACAUGACAUCAGCCCCAUGAUUAUGAUUACUUGUAUCAAUGGUUCCUGCAAGGCUUCUCCAACCCCAUCAUCCAUGGCUGCCUUGACCUUGAGGUGCUGCUGCUACUCAUCUAGUGUAACCAUCGUUCCGAGGAGGAAGACCUCGAGGAUGACGAUGAUAAGAGCCUCCAUCGCCAUCGAUGACUGCUCCAAGAAAAAAUCCAACUCUGUCAGCUUCUCCGGCAAGGUCAACAAGCAGGUUUAUGAGGACAAGAACAUGGGAAUCCUCUGCUACACCAAUGAGAACGGUGAAUUGGUGUGUGAAGGCCUAGACGAAGGCCCGAGACUGACCUGGCAGGACAUGGAGAUACUCAAUAUGGACAAAAAAACGAAGAACCAAGAAGAUCAGAGGCAGAGGACAGCGCCUACUGUGGGUAGGAUCGACUGGAGCAGCCUCCAGGCUGCUGUUAGCAUGGGGAAGAACUGAAGAAGGAUCUUUGUUUCAGUACCAUGAUGGUGUGUUUUGUUUGCUUGUUGCCUUGUAGCAGUGGUUUAAUAAGGAUCUUUGUGUGUAGGAUAGAAUUGCAGUAAAGAGGAGGAGCUGAUCAAGCUGGCCAGUUCUCAGUCUCUCAAGGAUAAGAGGAAGUAUAUAUACUCAGAAUAGUGUGCAAUUUUACUUUAGGCUUCAGUUUCAGUACCAUGUGACAAUCAAGGAACAAUGGAACACUCUUUCU
This is a messenger RNA of Sorghum bicolor (sorghum), 2893 nucleotides long. RefSeq names its product alanine aminotransferase 2. Bases 194 to 1648 code for a protein of 484 amino acids. Gene Ontology annotation, biological process: biosynthetic process. The transcript has 17 exons. The record is from RefSeq and is a predicted model, not a curated record. NCBI's taxonomy places the organism in Eukaryota, Viridiplantae, Streptophyta, Magnoliopsida, Poales, Poaceae. Gene Ontology annotation, molecular function: L-alanine:2-oxoglutarate transaminase activity; pyridoxal phosphate binding.